UGCUCGACAGGUUUGCUGUAAGCGUUGGCUACUGGAAGGACCCUUACAUCCAGUAUUUUGUGAGACAAGCCAAAGAGAGAAAAGCACCUGAAAUCAAUAGAGGCUAUUAUGCUCGUGUUCAUGGAGUCAGUUAUCUGAUUAAAGCUUUCCUGAAGAAGACAGAAUGCAACUGUCAAAUUGUUAAUCUUGGUGCUGGCAUGGAUACCCUGUUCUGGAGAUUAAAGGAUGAAAAUCUUCUCCCUAGAAAAUAUUUUGAAGUGGAUUUUCCAAUGAUAGUUGCAAGAAAAAUACACCACAUCAAAUCAAAACCUCCCCUGUCAAAACCAAUUAUGGAAUCCCAUUCAGGGGACUCUCUUCUAAUAGAUUCUCACAGCCUAGACUCCAGUCGGUAUUCCAUAGUAGGAGCAGAUCUCCGGCUCUCAUCGGAUUUGGAGGAAAAGCUAAAGAAAUAUAACCUGGAUAUAUACUUGCCAACCCUUCUGGUAGCGGAGUGCGUACUGGUUUACAUGACACCACAGCAGUCUGCAAAUCUCUUAAAGUGGGCAGCCAGCACUUUUCCAGUGGCGAUGUUUAUAAAUUAUGAACAGGUGAAUAUGACGGACCGGUUUGGACAGAUCAUGAUUGAGAACUUGCAGAGACGACAGUGUAACCUGGCUGGAGUGGAAGUCUGCAGGUCCUUAGACUCUCAGAGGGAACGGUUGCUGUUAAAUGGCUGGGAAACUGCACAUGCCAUUGAUAUGAUGAAAGUGUACAGCUUUUUGCCACAGGCUGAUGUCAAAAGAAUAGAAGGACUUGAAUUCCUAGAUGAAAAGGAACUGUUUGAACAGCUAAUGCAGCACUACUGCAUCUCCUGGGCUUCGAAGGACAGCAGGGAUCUGG
Molecule: messenger RNA, 879 nt
Organism: Eurypyga helias (sunbittern)
Lineage: Eukaryota; Metazoa; Chordata; Aves; Eurypygiformes; Eurypygidae
Gene: LCMT1
Product: leucine carboxyl methyltransferase 1
Exons: 9
Biological process (GO): C-terminal protein methylation
Cellular component (GO): cytosol
Molecular function (GO): protein C-terminal leucine carboxyl O-methyltransferase activity
Source: RefSeq, a predicted model, not a curated record